AUGACAAAUAGAAUAAAAUCAAGUAAUACACUUUUAACAUUUGAUGCAAAUGAAGUAACCAAUAUUAAAUUAGUUUGGGAUAUUGAAGAAUUAAAGAAUAAAGAUAAUAAAGAAAAUAAAGACAAAGAAAAUAAAGCACAUAUAAAAGAUGAAGGUGAAGAAGAAGAACAAAAAGAAAAAAAAGAAGAGGAAGAGAAAGAAGAUGAUGGUGGACCAAUAUCAUUUCAUCCAACAUAUUCUCAUCAAAUAUUUAAUGAAGAUAAAAUUCAAGGAUAUGAACCUUGUAAAAUUGAUAUCUAUAUGGGAGCAGGUUCUUUAACAUCAUAUAUUGAUACAAAUUAUACAUUACAAUCUAAAAAUUUAACAAAUGUUGAAGGUGAAUUUUUAAAAGUUUUUUCAAAACAAGAUCCACCAAUUUCAAAACAAUCAUUUUAUAAAUAUAUAGAAGAAAAAGAAAAAUUAUUUAAACCAAUUGGUAAAAAAAUACAUGAAUAUUCAAUUAUAGAUAAAGAAAGUGGUAAAGAAACAGAGUAUGAAAUUUAUUUUGGUAGGAUAACAGAUCAAGUCGUUUUUAGAUAUCAUGAGAAACUUCAAAUAUUUGUAUUAUGGUAUAUAGAUGGUUCCUCCUAUAUUUGGACUGAUGAUCCAAAUUGGGAUAUAUUUUUCAUUUUUGAAAAGAGAAUUAUAGAUGGUGAAAAAAGAUAUGGUAUCACAGGUUAUUCAACAAUUUAUAAUUUUUAUCAUCAUCCUGAACAAACUAGAGCUAGAAUUAGUCAAUAUUUAAUUUUACCACCUUAUCAAAGAAUGGGUCAUGGAAAAUAUUUAUUUAAUUCAAUUUAUCAAUAUUAUAAAACAAAUGAUGGAUUUUAUGGACCAAUUUAUGAUAUUACAAUUGAAGAUCCAGCUGAUGAAUUUAAUUUAUUAAGAAAUUAUGUUGAUUUAAAGAAUAUAAUGGAUGAAAAAUUAUUUGAUAAUGUAAUAUUAGAUUUAAAUGCAAAUAAUAAAUCUGUAUUUGAAGAAAUUAGAAAGAAAUUAUUAAUUCCAUAUAAACAAUCAAAACUUUGUUUAGAAAUUUAUUUAUUUAGUAAAUUUUUAGGAACACCAAAUUCAGAUACAAAAUAUAAAGAAUAUAGAAUUUCAAUUAAAAAAAGACUUUAUAAACAAAAUAUUGGUGAUUCAGAACAAAUUGAAAAGAUUAAACAACAAGUGGCUGAAGAGAAUCAAGAGAAUUUACGUCUUGAACAAGAGGAAUUACAAGAGUUACAAGAUAUUGAAAAUAAAAAAAAUGGUACAAAUAUUAAAGUCGAUAUCAAGCCUAAAGAAUUGACAACACCUCCAGGACCUGAAAAAAAUAAAGAAGAGAUUGAAAAAGAUAGAUUAGAAGAAAUACUUGAACUCUAUAAAGAAUUGGAAAAGAAUUAUCAUAAAACUUUAUCAUCUUUAAAUUUAAUUUCAAAAUAA
Molecule: messenger RNA, 1461 nt
Organism: Dictyostelium discoideum AX4
Lineage: Eukaryota; Evosea; Eumycetozoa; Dictyosteliales; Dictyosteliaceae
Exons: 4
Coding region: 1-1461 (486 amino acids)
Biological process (GO): subtelomeric heterochromatin formation; chromatin organization
Cellular component (GO): nucleus; chromosome, telomeric region
Molecular function (GO): histone acetyltransferase activity; acyltransferase activity, transferring groups other than amino-acyl groups; protein-lysine-acetyltransferase activity
Source: RefSeq, a predicted model, not a curated record